This is a messenger RNA of Dichotomopilus funicola, 1272 nucleotides long. RefSeq names its product galactose mutarotase-like domain-containing protein. NCBI's taxonomy places the organism in Eukaryota, Fungi, Ascomycota, Sordariomycetes, Sordariales, Chaetomiaceae. The record is from RefSeq and is a predicted model, not a curated record. Bases 1 to 1272 code for a protein of 423 amino acids. Gene Ontology annotation, biological process: glucose metabolic process; beta-D-galactose catabolic process via UDP-galactose, Leloir pathway. Gene Ontology annotation, molecular function: aldose 1-epimerase activity; carbohydrate binding. The transcript is spliced from 2 exons.
AUGCGUCCGUCACUCGUUUCCGUCUCUGCGGCCAUCUGGCCUUUGGUUGCGGCAUUGGAGACUCCGGCUGGUCACGAUGGCCAUGAUGUCGAUGCGAAUGGGAAAUACUGGAUCUACGGCGACGGUAUUGCUGCGUCGUUCAUUCAGUACGGUGCCUCUGUUUCCAACCUGAUCAUCGAGGAUAAGAAUGGCGUCCCGCGGGAUCUGGUAAUGGGCUGGGACAAGGCCAGCGACUACCCCGCCGACACCACCCACCCUCACUUGGGAGGUGUACCCGGCCGAUACGCCAACCGGAUCAAGAACAGCACGUUCGAGAUCGAUGGCAAGAAGUAUCACGUCAGCGCCAACGAGAACCCCACGAAGGAUCACCCGGACGGUCUCGACACGCUCCACGGCGGCAAAGACGGCUGGGACUGGCGCGACUUUGACGUGGUUGCCCACACCAAGAACUCGAUCACCUUCUCGAUUGUCGAUCCGGAUGGCAAGGAAGGGUUCCCGGGCGAGGUCAUCUCGUACGUCACGUACACGCUGGGCGACCUGACCUGGGAUGCCAAGAUCGUGGCCAUCGCGACUACCAAGAAGACGCCCAUUAUGCUGUCUAGCCACACGUACUGGAACCUGGACGGGUUUGCCAACGACGAAACUGACACCAUCUUCAACCACACCUUCCACCUCCCCUACAGCGGGCAGCGGGUCGCCGUCGAUAAUAUCCUAAUCCCGACGGGCGAGAUCUUGAACAACCGCAAGGGCUCCGUCAAUGACUUCUGGAGCGCGCCCAAGCAGAUUGGACACAGCUUCAACGACCCCGAGAUUCACGGAAACUGUGGUUUCAACUGCACUGGCUAUGACAACUGCUGGCUCGUCAAUCGCCCUCCGCUGCACGACUGGCGCGCUGACGGUGCCUACGUCGCCAGCCUGUCCUCUGACUGGUCCGGCAUCCGCCUCGAGGUCUACUCGGACCAGGACGCUUUCCAGCUGUACUCGUGCAACGGUCAGAACGGCUCAUUCCCGCUCAAGAGCACCCAGGGCGUCGGCAGCCGCGCCACCAUUGGCGGAGAGUCGCAGUCCACCCGUCGUGAUGAGAAGGGCCACGGAAACGGCCAUGGAAAGCAUGGUACGGUACCCCAGUAUGGGUGUGUCGUGCUCGAGGUGGAGGAUUAUAUUGACGGCAUCAACAACCCGGAAUGGGGCCGUCUGGAUAAGCAGGUGUUUGGCCCUGGGUCGGAUCCGUAUGUGCUGCAGUUCAGCUACCGGUUUUCCGUCGAUAAAUGA